AGUAAAGUACCGCUUCCUGCCUCUAUGUAUUAAUGUUCAUGGGUAGCCUAAAUGGGUUCUAUUCAGACCUUAACAGUAAUUUAGUAUUAUAUGUCAACAAGAUUCAACAAGACAUUUUCCCCUGGCUAUACCCAAUGUUUAGAUCUGUUGUGGUAUUUAUGCAAAUUAGCACAUACGUAAUUAGAUUAUGCACCGCUUGCCCGUGUUAACAAAACAUUUUUUUUUUUACAUUUUUCGUUUGUCUUGAUGUAAGUAAUCACCUCAGUAAUUUUCAUGGUGAUAUCUAAAGGUUAAAAUGUUUACCUUAUUCCCGUGAGAAAAAGAAUGAAUAGGCUUAUGAAUAGGCUAUAUUUGGGUCUUUUUCGAAACUUUCCCCUAAUGGGAUUCUUUGGGGCUUUUUUUCUUCCUUACUCAGGACAUAUUGAGGAUAUAAAAUCAGUUGAGUUUGCUUCCGUUGCAAUUUGGCCUACCUUUUUUCAUAUAAUGACUGGACUAUAAUGCAGGGGUUCUCGAACGCAUCGCUCAAAGGUCUGAAUCAGAUUUUUAUUCCAGGUCAGAGAAAAACAUUCGGUCCGCUUUUUGAGUUUCAUGCGGUAAAAGUACAGCAGUAUUCUUAGUUUCAUGUAGUAAAAGUACAGCAGUAUUCUCAGAUUCAUGCAGUGAAAGUACAGCAGCAUUCUCAGAUUCAUGCAGUAAAAGUACAGCAGUAUUCUUAGAUUCAUAUAGUAAAAGUACAGCAGUAUUCUCCGAUUGAUGUAGAAAAAGGAAGUUUUUGUCGCUUUGACAUUUUGUUGAGUUUGCUCCUUAUAAGAUAUUAGCAGAAAUAUGAAUCCGCUGCUGAAAAUAGUCCCAACAAAAGCACUAUUCACUGGCUCAAUGUCUUCAGUAUUCAGUGUUCCACGGACGGACCGAGGAAGUCAGAACAUAUUGUGAGAUGGAUGCUUCGUUGGUUUUGGACUUUUUCAGCAGCAUGGUGGCCCAGUGGACCGCCCAAGCAAGAAGGUUACGGGUUCGAAUCCCGGGCGUCCCCGGGCCUUUCUGUGUGGAUGUCUGCAUGAUCUGCGUGGGCCCUCUGGGGUGCUCCGGUUUCCCCCCCACCUUUAAACUGAGCUCAGAUCUGGAGUUGGUACCCGGGCGCUGUACUGUAAGUGCUGAUUGGUUAAAGUGAAGAAUGAAUUUCGCUACAUGGAUGUGUAAUGUGAUUUCUUGCAUGGGAUGACAAUAACAAAAAUGUAUCCAAGACGUUUUUUGUCAUUUCAUCUUUUUCAUGAUUUCAUUAUAUAUUUGCAGUAGUUAGAGAGCCCGCUGAUUACCACUGCAGACAUCAGAAAUCAGUCUCAUGAUAUCAAAUAAUAGGAGCUGCCUCAUGUUUGACUGUGUGUGUUCAUAUUUCUGUGUGUAUGUUUAAGGUCUCUCAGCGGGCCCCCUCGAUAAUUAGAGGCUCCUCCCAAUGAGGGGAGGCAAACAGAUUACAGCAGAAAGAGAGGUGGAAUGCGGGACACGGAGAGAGUGACAGAGGAAAAACAGGGAGCAGGGUUGAGAAAGAAAAGGACAACUCUCCUCCUGUUGCUGCCUUCUCAUUUCUCUCCCAAAACAUCCCAUCCGUCACAACACCUGACUCCGUCUCUGCUCCCUCUCUACUGCCCGCCCGAUGCCAAAUCACACACGUACACACUUCAGUUUAACGUGUGCGUACGAGAGGUCUUUGAUCAUUCCGGGGACGCUAAUAACAGAAAUCUAAUUUGAUCUGCUGGUGCACGGCCUUCGCGCGCACUCCUUGUCCUGCACUUAAUGGGGAUCAAAGUCGGUUCCAACAGCAACGUGGUUCGUAUCUAAAUAAUCAGCAGGAAAUGACAUUAAUUCACCGCUGCAGCCCGGACAUCAAAAGAGCCCGCCCGACCCUCUUUAUUUUACCCCUCCUUUUUCAUAAAACCAAGAAAAAGGGGAGGGAUGUGUGAAAAGAGGAGGGUUGACGGGGGAGGAAGACGGGAGGAGAAGGGGAGACGGGAGUCAGCAGCGGGAGUUGGCCGAGGAACAAGCAGGAGGGGAACCCAGCAUGGAUGCGGCUCGUUUGUGCAACAGCAGAUCAGGUUGUCCUGGAUCCUCCAGAUGCUUCGCGGGACGCUGAGGGCGAGGACGAGGUGUUGCCCCAGCUGGUUUGGGAUGCUAAAGGCCGCUUUCCUGGCCCGGACUUCCUGUGUCGCCUGGUGAAAUACCUGCAGGUCCUUGGGAUGUUCGCCUCCUCCUACAUGAUCGUAGCCAUGACGAUGGACCGGCACUACGCCAUCUGCUUCCCCCUGCAGGCGCACCGCAGCGGCGCCACCCAACGCUGGAACAGCUUCAUACUGCUGGCAUGGGGGCUGUCACUGCUGCUCAGCCUGCCACAGGUUUUCAUCUUUUCCCGUUCAGAAGUGGCUCCAGGUGUCUAUGAGUGUUGGGGCAACUUUGCUGAGUCGUGGGGCCUCAAAGCCUACGUGACCUGGAUGACCCUGGCUGUCUUCAUCCUCCCUGCCCUCGUCAUCACUGUCUGCCAGGUGCGAAUCUUCAUGGAGAUCCACAACAGUCUGCACCUGAAGUCAGAGCGCCGCCUGUCCCCGGCCUCCCUUUCCCCAUCCAGACGGGACAGCCAGAGAGCGGAGGGGGGAGAAGGCGGCAGAGGGCGGUCCGGUCUCUCCCUGUACGUUUCACCAGUCGUGUUCAAAAACCCUGGGAGUGACACCAGCUUUGACCCUGGCUCCAUCUCUCAGCACCUGCCCAUGGGUCCACUCGGGGCCAACAGCAUCAUGUCACGCUGUGAUCCUCACACAUACGCUGUUCACCCAGUUGAGUUGAAGCCUGAUGUGCUGCCUGGCCCUGUAGCGCCCCCUGCUGUCUGCUGCCGUUUGCCCAAAGCCCCCCCAGCCCGUGGUGGCGAGGUAUCAGCGGCCAUGUCAAAGACAGUGAGGAUGACGCUGGUCAUAGUGCUCGUCUACUCGCUCUGCUGGGCCCCGUUUUUCAGUGUCCAGCUGUGGGCCGCCUGGAACCCCGACCCAUCUCAGAACGGUGCAGUGUUCACCCUGCUGAUGCUGCUGGCCAGUCUGAACUCGUGCACCAACCCGUGGAUCUACUCGGCCUUCUCCAGCAGCGUCUCCCCGGAGCUCCGGCUGCUGCUGCUCUGUCGCACCGCCUCACAGCGCCGGGGCUCGUUACCGAACGACUCCACCACCACACACAACUCCAACUGCUGAACAACACAGUCAAGUGCAAAAGCCUGUGUAAUGAUGGGACACGUGAAUAAAAAAAGUCUGUAUAUUGUACUAUCUAUAGUAUGCUAUAAAACUAGAGCGCUUACUUUUCCACAUUGCUGUUUAAAGAAUAGUUUUUUACAUUUUGGGAAAUACACUUAGCUACUUUACUCGCUUUCCAGCGCAGAGUUGCCUUUUUCAUCACCGAAUGAGUACGCAGUGCCCAGGUCCUCGGGUAGUCUCGCAUUGCCAGACAGCGAUGUGGAGUAACGUUAACGUUAGGUCCUCGGUGAUGUGGACACGGAUACCAGGGUACCAGUGUACUUGAAACUGUCCCUCUCCACCGAGGACCCGUUGAUAUGACUCUAGUCUGCUUUUAUCCAAGAAAUAGCUAGCUAGCUCAAUUUUAUUUGGAAAAGCUAGUCGGGUAACUAACGUUAGCUACAUAAAGCACGUAGCUAGCUAGCUAGCUAAUACGGUGAAUUGUCGUUCUUUACACUUAGUUUUUAUAACUGGCAAUUCUUUUAGCUCACUAACAAGUUAACGUUAUAUCUCGUUUGUAUUUUAAACUAAGUUAAAAAUGACAAACUUGUGGUAGAAAAUCUUAUUUUUUUUUGUACGAACUAAAUCCACCUACCAGCACUUCUUAAACUACACCGUUUUAAAGAGAUUUGUACCGGACUGGCUUGGAACCGCCCGUUGCAAAGCAAACGUUAGUAGCUAGGCAGUAACUGCUCUUAUCCAAGAAAUAGUCGGGUACAUAAUGUAAACCCACGUAAAAACGUCAUAUUGUCGAUGUUAGAUUUUUAUGUUUUUUGUACAGAUUAAUAUAAAGUUGUAUGUGAGAUAAACUGAAUUUUAAUUAGUUUAGAGGUGCUGGUAGGUUUAUCCUGUUUGUUUAAUUUGUAGACAAAAACUGAAGUUUUCCUCUUGGAAGUCACUGCUACCAGCCACAAGAUAAUCCGACACAAACCCACAAUUUGUCAUUUUUAAAAGUUUUUUAUACAAAUUAAACAAACAACAUAUAACGUGCCAAUAAGUGUGCUUCGAGGUUUUAGGGUGAUUUUGCUACAUUUCAUUUGAUAGUGCCUGAAUAGCCGUUUUCAGUAAGCUAGCUAAUCGGCUGCUAGCACAGUAGCUAUGGCAUAUGCAUCAUACUGAUCCCUGGGCAAGUAAGGCUAAUCAUAUUUCCCACAAUGUCAAACUAUUUCUGUAAGUACAGUGUAGGUACAAACUGCUGUAAUACAUUUUAUAAAAUGUAAUUACUGUAAAUGCCCCUAGAUUCUGGGAAGAGAAAAAUAAAUAGUGUGCACGGUUUUACAAUCCGUGUAUUUAUUUUUCUCCCCCUUGAGCUUCAGGACAAUGACUACAAUAGUGAGUUAAACCCCCUUUUAACAUUAGAAAACUGAUGGGAUAUAAAAUACAGACCAAGUACAUUAUAUACACAGUAAACUUCUGAUAAUUAAUUUGCACACAAAUAAAUAUCAUCCAGAAUUCACAAAUUCUUUAUUAUUGCAGGGACUGCAGAAGAUCCCAUUGUUAAAUAACUAUAACCCAGAAACAGGAGAAAUUAUUGAUAAUUUUAGGUUGCAGCAAUAAAGUGGCUCCUGCUAUGAUAAACAAAUGAGUGAGUUAGAAAAUACUUAAACUAAACUAGUUUAAAAACCAUUCCAGUCAAAACCAUUUGAACAGGUGAGGAUGAGGCUUGGUCUAAAACACUUUGCCCUGAUAUAUAUGAAGAAUAACACCACAAUUAUCUCUCAUCACUCACUGACAUUUUCCUAAACAGAAAAAAAAAAAAAAAAAUUCCCCCGCUCUGCCUCUGAUUGGCUAGUACUCUGCAUCUGGGUCAGAGCCAAUUAGAAGCAGGAUGUGGGUGGGAAAAAAACUCUGCUGUGUCCUGUGUGUAUGGGGAAAGGGGAGGGACAGAGGGAACAGGCAAGACAAACUCCUACGUUUGAAUUACAUAUCUGCUCGACAACUUACUAUGGAGCUGGGAACAAGCCCAAAUAAGCAACUACACUUUAGAAACAAGCCCCCAAAAAAACCGCGACCCGCGACUAUCAAUAUUUGUAAGCGACUUUACAGAAAAACAAGCCCAAAUUCGCUUAUAAUAAGCGGACUUGGCAACACUGCUCCAGACUGCUGAUUUAAAAAUUAGCCUCAUUUCCUUUUCAUUCUUCGACAGAACAUAACAAAUGCAAUGAUAAUGUUUUAAAAACCAUUUAUUCAUUGUCUCAGUCAUAAAAACAUUCAUACAUAUAUACACAUAAAAACUGCCACAACUAAAAAAAAAAAAAACACUUUCCAGAAACUUCAUAAAAUAAUUUUUUUUUUUUG
Molecule: messenger RNA, 5564 nt
Organism: Perca fluviatilis (European perch)
Lineage: Eukaryota; Metazoa; Chordata; Actinopteri; Perciformes; Percidae
Product: vasopressin V2 receptor-like
Exons: 6
Coding region: 2061-3227 (388 amino acids)
Biological process (GO): G protein-coupled receptor signaling pathway; positive regulation of vasoconstriction; regulation of systemic arterial blood pressure by vasopressin
Cellular component (GO): membrane
Molecular function (GO): vasopressin receptor activity; peptide binding
Source: RefSeq, a predicted model, not a curated record